CUCCUUCUUGACCAGGAAUCAUCAAAUUCGAAAAUGGCUUUUUCUCAAACCCCCACCACCACCACCACCACCAUCAAUGGCGACCGCGCUCUCACUUUCUAGCUCUUCCUUUUUCCAACCCCGCACAAAACCCACUUCAACAAUCAGGCUCAAAUUCAAACCCAAAGCAUCCCUAUCAACCGCUUCUCCCCCAUCCAUGGCCACCGCCGCAGAGAAGGUGGCGCCGGCCGUCAUAGUCGGCGGCGGGCGCGUGGGGAAAGCACUUCAGGAAAUGGGCGGCGGAGACGAUAUACUGGUGAAAAGAGGAGAGCCCGUCCCUCCGGAUUUUUCGGGGCCCAUUUUAGUUUGUACCCGGAACGAUGAUCUGGAUGCCGUCCUCGAUUCCACUCCCAAAUCUCGAUGGAGCGAUUUGGUGUUUUUCCAGAAUGGAAUGAUGGAGCCGUGGUUUCAAACUAAAGGGUUAGGCGAUGCCGGUCAAGUUUUAGCGUAUUUUGCGGUUUCGAAACUCGGUGAAGCUCCGAUCGAUGGGAUAACCGACACGAACCCGGAGGGUUUAACUGCCGGUUAUGGGAAAUGGGGUUCUGCAGUUGCUGCAAGAUUACGUGCCGGUGGACUUUCUUGCAAGGUACUUGAAAAAGAUGCAUUUGAGAAGCAAAUGCUCGAAAAGCUGAUAUGGAUAUGUGCAUUCAUGCUCGUUGGAGCCCGUCAUCCUGGAGCAACUGUAGGCCUCGUUGAGAAGGAACAUCGUUCUGAGGUGUCGGCCCUGAUAGCCGAACUUGGUGCUGCGGCGGCUGCAGAGAAAGGUAUAGUCUUUGAAGGAGCGAUGGAGGAUAGAUUAUGUGCUUACUCGAGGGCAGUUGCUCAUUUUCCUACAGCAGUUAAGGAGUUCAAAUGGAGAAACGGGUGGUUCUAUUCGCUGUCGGAGAAAGCAAUUUCACAAGGCGAACGAGAUCCGUGCCCCUUGCACACAGCUUGGCUGAAAGAACUGAAGAUAGUCUAAAAAUUCAGUUUUUGGAUUUGAAUUUGAAAUAAUAAAUAGCUGAAUAUGGUUCAAUUUGACUCUCUUGUUUGUAGAUUCAUUAAUUUUAUUUUAUUUUCUUAGCAUUUUUUUGUCAU
Messenger RNA from Erythranthe guttata (spotted monkey flower), 1116 nucleotides. Its product is annotated as nuclear protein. NCBI's taxonomy places the organism in Eukaryota, Viridiplantae, Streptophyta, Magnoliopsida, Lamiales, Phrymaceae. The record is from RefSeq and is a predicted model, not a curated record.